Molecule: messenger RNA, 784 nt
Organism: Neocloeon triangulifer
Lineage: Eukaryota; Metazoa; Arthropoda; Insecta; Ephemeroptera; Baetidae
Product: U-scoloptoxin(01)-Er1a-like
Exons: 5
Coding region: 74-436 (120 amino acids)
Cellular component (GO): extracellular region
Molecular function (GO): chitin binding
Source: RefSeq, a predicted model, not a curated record
GGAGCAUCCUCUUGCUGCAGGGAUCACAAAUUCGUGUGCCUUACCUUCUUCACUUUCAUCUUCGACAGAGAAAAUGCGGCAACUCGUAGCUUUGUUGCUCGUCGCAGUGAUUGCGUACGUCUACACUGACAACACAGUGCUGCACAGGUCCAAGCGAUGGGAGGAGUUCCCGAACGUGACCUUCACCUUCGACUGCACCAACAGGCCGAUUGGAUUCUACGCCGACGUUGAGCACCAUUGCCACAUUUUCCACAUGUGCGACGAGGAGGGCCGCAGGAUCCCGUACAUCUGCGCCAACGAGACUGGAUUCAACCAGGAGUACAGGGUCUGCGACUGGAACUACAACUUCAACUGCGAGGACGCUCCCAACUGGUACUACCUCAACGAGCUGACUUACGUGACUGAUCCUCCCAAGGAGAAGAAGAACAGAAACUAAGUCAUCAUCCCCGCAACGAGACGGAAUUUCCAACAGUGCCAUUUUGUCGCACGAAAAUGUAAAUAAUAUAACUCCUCGCACUUUCCAUUUUUUAAAUACUUAGUAAAAUGCUCAUUUCUUGGUAGAAAAAUAAAUAAAAUAGGGUUUCCAUUGUAUCAACUGUGUGUAGCUUGGGGCCGAAAUCAAACCUGACAAUCUCUCUUUUACUUCGAAUGUUUUGUAUAAGACACGUGUUCAUAUAUAUUUUUUUUUAGCUUUUUGUACAAAAGCAACUGGAAAUUUUACAAAUGUAAAUGCAAAAAACAAUGAAAAUAAAUAUAUAUCUCAAGAUGAAUAGAUAAAACGCAA